Danio aesculapii is the source of this 1387-nucleotide messenger RNA. RefSeq names its product E3 ubiquitin-protein ligase TRIM36-like. Lineage: Eukaryota; Metazoa; Chordata; Actinopteri; Cypriniformes; Danionidae. The record is from RefSeq and is a predicted model, not a curated record. Gene Ontology annotation, molecular function: protein binding. The annotation marks the transcript as partial. The transcript is spliced from 5 exons.
AACGGGCAGCUGGCGGAGCGGCGUGCGAACGAACACUUUGAGCGUCUGCAGGUGGCGCUGCAGGAGCGGCGGGCGGAGAUGCUGUGGGCGGUGCAGCAGUGCAGGAGCCGGCGGGUGGAGCGGCUGCGGGCGCAGGUGGAGGAGUACCAGGGCAUGCUGGAGAACAGCGGCCUUGUGGGAUACGCUCAGGAGGUGCUGAAGGAGACCGACCAGUCCUGCUUCGUGCAGACGGCCAAACUGCUGCACGUCAGGAUCCAGAAGGCCACAGACUCACUGAAGACCUUCCAGCCGGCCGCCAGCAGCUCGUUUGAGGAGUUCCUGCUGGACACGUCGAGGGAGGAGAUCCUGCUGAAGGAGCUGAGCUUUGGUGGAGUUCCCGAUGCCCCAGUGCUGGACCUGUCGCGCUGCCGUGUGUAUAAUGAGGCUCUCCUCCACUGGCGUCUGCCUGAAGACUCUCUGCCCACCGACCGACACCUGCUGGAGUUCCGGAAGCUGCAGCAGGAAGAGGAGGAGGAAGAGGAAGUGGAGCGGCGCUGGCGGACGAGCGGCGCUGUUUACGGCAGCAGCACAGUGGUGUGUGACCUGGACAGAGACGCUCGCUACACCUUCAGGGUGAAGAGCUGCAGAAACGGAGUGUGUAGUGCCUACAGCCCCGAGGUGACCCUGCACACACCCCCCGCGCCAGUGUUCAGCUUCCUCUUCAGCGAUGGCUGUGGCUUCAGUGCGGAGCGUCUGCAGCUGAGCCGGCGGCGGGCGUCAGUGGAGAGCGUGGCGGGCAUGAGUGUGCUGCUGGCAGCGGAGCGGGUGCAGACGGGCAGCUACACCUGCCUGGACUACAUCAUCGGGGACACGGGCAUCAGCCAGGGACGCCACUACUGGGCCUUCCGGGUGGACCCCGCCUCCUACCUGGUGAAGGUGGGCGUGGCCUCGGACUGUAAGCUGACGGAUUGGUUCCACGGCCCACGCGACAGCAGCAGCCCCAGGUUUGAUCAGGACAGCGGGCACGACAGCGGCAGUGAGGAUGUGUGUGUAGACGUGUGUCAGCCGUUCCUGCUGCUGACGGUGGGCAUGGGUCGCCUGUUCGUGCCCAAACCGCUGGCGCCGGAGAGCCGCGUGCUGCCGCUGCCAGCGCGCAUCGGUGUGUGUCUGGACUACGAGGCGGGACGCGUCUCAUUCUACGACGGAGACUCGCUGCGCUGCCUGUGUGUGCGCCCGGUAGAGUGCAGCGGGAACAUGUUUCCAGCAUUCGCCCUGAUGGGGGGCGGAGCCAUACACCUGGAGGAGCCAAUCACAGCCAAGCGGCUCGCAUACCUGUGAAGCGGAGUCAGACACUGUGUGUGUGUGUGUGUGUGUGUGUGUGUGUGUGUGUGUGUGUGUGUGUGUGUGU